AUGUCAGACUUAAAAGAAACCCAUAAUCUGGAGGAUUUGUCACCAGUGGAGAUAGACACUGUUAUGACUACGAAAUCUCGACUUCCAGAAUUUGAUCGUAGUGAUCCUGAGUUGUGGUUUGCUCAACUCGAGCAUUAUUUCACGAGACACAAUAUCAAAUCUGAAGGGAUUCGCUAUAGAGAUUUGUGUUCUAUCCUUCCUCCUUCAGUCGCCAAAGAAGUCCGUGACUUGAUUUUAGAUCCACCAUCACCACAACCGUACACCGUCUUAAGACGAGAGAUAAUGAACCGUUUAUCAUUAUCAGAUAGUCAAAGAAUCCAAAGACUUUUUCAAGGUGAAACACUAG
Schistosoma margrebowiei is the source of this 346-nucleotide messenger RNA. The record is from the annotation of a GenBank genome assembly. Lineage: Eukaryota; Metazoa; Platyhelminthes; Trematoda; Strigeidida; Schistosomatidae.